This is a messenger RNA of Penicillium coprophilum, 843 nucleotides long. RefSeq names its product sucrase/ferredoxin-like domain-containing protein. The record is from RefSeq and is a predicted model, not a curated record. Lineage: Eukaryota; Fungi; Ascomycota; Eurotiomycetes; Eurotiales; Aspergillaceae. The transcript is spliced from 2 exons. The coding region runs from base 1 to 843 and encodes 280 amino acids.
AUGGCUGCCUACGCGCAGCAGAUUCUCGUUUGCACAGGACAGCCAGACUGGACGAGUCGCAUUGAGGAUGAUGGCGAGAAUAAAGGCUGGGGCAACCUUGUGAGGGGACUGAAGAGCCUGCUAGGUCGUGGCGGGCCGUAUCUUGAUCCUUUCAACAAUGUCUUGGUCACGAAUUCAUCUAUUGCGCCAGCUGCAACUUCUUCUCCCGCCUCCGCGUCGGCAUUCCUCUUCCCGAGCUUUAAAUACAUUCCCUCAAUACCCGUGAAAAAAGCCUCAUCGCUCGCCCAAACAGCCGAUCUAACGACUUUCGUACGCGCAUAUCUUCUCCCCGAACAACUCCACGACAUGCAUACCUCUCUCCCCGCAAGCAAGCAAGCAGAAAUGACCCGAUCCCCAGACCUAGCAUCAAACUUCCCAGGAGUAGUCGAUAUCAAACACUCCCCGACAGUAUUAAUAUGCGGACAUGGAGGCCGCGAUAUGCGCUGUGGUGUCAUGGCCCCCGCCUUGGAAAGCGAGUUCAAGCGCGUGCUGCAAGCGCGAGGAUUUACCUCCGCGGGCAGUGAAGGGACCACAGUGGAUGGCCAGAACCACGCUAAUAUUGGUCUUAUCAGUCAUGUUGGAGGACACAAAUAUGCUGGCAAUGUGAUUGUUUAUAUCCCGCCGAAGACGACACUGGGAACCUCUUCAGAGCCUCACCCGCUGGCGGGUAAGGGAAUUUGGUACGGCCGUAUCGAGCCCAAGCAUGUGGAGGGCCUUGUUGAAGAGACUAUUCUAGGCGGGAAAGUGCUUGCGGAUCAUUUCCGCGGUGGCAUUGAUAGGAAUGGUGAUAUUUUGAGGAUGUAG